This is a messenger RNA of Acanthochromis polyacanthus (spiny chromis), 579 nucleotides long. Its product is annotated as C-C motif chemokine 20-like. Bases 86 to 385 code for a protein of 99 amino acids. The transcript is spliced from 4 exons. Gene Ontology annotation, cellular component: extracellular region. Gene Ontology annotation, molecular function: CCR chemokine receptor binding; chemokine activity. Gene Ontology annotation, biological process: neutrophil chemotaxis; cellular response to tumor necrosis factor; cellular response to interleukin-1. The record is from RefSeq and is a predicted model, not a curated record. Lineage: Eukaryota; Metazoa; Chordata; Actinopteri; Pomacentridae.
AUGCUUCUGCACUCACCUUAAAAUGCCGACGCGCUGAUCAGCUGCAGCAGUUUCAGCCUGAUUUGGAAUUAGUCCGUCCGUCAAAAUGUCCGUGAAGGUCCUGUUCGUCUCCGUCCUCCUGCUCGCCGUGUGCCUCUACUUCGAGUCCUUUGCAGAUGCCACUCCCCCAGGAGGUCGGCAUGCUGGGAAGAAGCGGCCGUGCUGCACCGACGUGACCAAAGCUAACUUCAGCCGUAUCGUGAUCGGCGACACUUAUCGAGAGCAACAGGCCAAAGAACACUGUGUGCACGCCAUAAUUUUCAACACAAAUGAAGGACAACCACUUUGUGCCGAUCCCGAUGCUAAAUGGGUCAAGCAGCUCCUCGCCAACAUGACGAAGGAGUGAAGCGUCGCUGCCUGUCUGAGCAAAUACUCUCCUGCUGCUGUACAUAACAGCAACAUGCAUAUACACUUAUAUAUCCUACUGUAUGCAUCACUCACAUUUAUAUACACAGAAAACCUAUAAUCCAACAGUAAUAUAUGUUGUAACCCAAAAUAAAGUGUGUUGUUGUUUUGUUAAUAAAUGUUUUACUAAAACUA